Molecule: messenger RNA, 4120 nt
Organism: Photinus pyralis (common eastern firefly)
Lineage: Eukaryota; Metazoa; Arthropoda; Insecta; Coleoptera; Lampyridae
Exons: 4
Coding region: 2743-4005 (420 amino acids)
Source: RefSeq, a predicted model, not a curated record
CAUUCAUAAGUGCAGUACCUACUGUGUGAUUAGAUGCGCUACAAAUUUAUAAUACGUGAAAGUGCUCAAAUGAAAAGUUUAAGAUGGAAGACAGUGCUAUUAAUCAAAGGGAAUCAGAUGAUUUAGGUGGUGACAUAUUUCAAGAGUUUCAAAAAGAAUAUAAUGUUGUUAUCCCUUUAUACCUCAAAAAUUUGCUAAAGUUUUGCGGUUUUGAUAACCAAGCGACUUUGUCACAAUGGUCAGAAGACAAAGCAAAGGAAGUUGUGAAAGUUGCAGUAGACUUCAUACCAAGUGUAUUUCCUACAUCGAAAGAUGCGUAUUUGGGACCAUUCAGUAACAGUAAAGUGUUUGAUAUUUUACCGGGCCAGAAGUUACUUCUAGAAAAAUUAAAAUUAUUUGCUGAGUAAGUGUAAAUCCCAAGGUGAAUUCCAUUUCAUCAUUUUAUAUUGUGCAAAUAUGUGAGUAUUUUAACUAUAUAUUACCCAAAACGGCACAGUAAGAUUAUUGAUGACUGAUUAACUUCUGUCAAUUAAGAUAUUCUCAUAAAUGCAGUUACUUUUAUCAUGAUUAAUGAUCUGUCUUAUUUGUUUAAGGCGGAAAGAAAAAGCACAAGCUGAAAGUCAUAAACGAAAAAUACAAAACCGCGAUAAUAGAGAAAAAAAACGACCCAAGAAUAAUUUACACGAAAAUGAACAAAAUUCCGACAAAAUACAAAAAUCGAGUCAAAAUUUCCCUGACGAUAUGUGUACAAAUCGAGGUACAAAUGUAAUAGGAACAGGGGCAGAGAAAGAUAACAUUAUAGCAACUAUAAAGAAGUGGAUUUUAGGUCAACUCGUAACUUAUAACGUUGCUUGUAAGGAAAACGCUGAUAUACAAACCAAAUUGCUAACACUGGAUUUAACAUUUUCUAAUGAUUUUGAAAAAAUUCCAAGUAUAUUAUGCUUUUGUUCUAAAACCAUUAAAUUACAUAGAACAAAAUCAAAUUGUGUGGCAAUAUACUCAAAUUAUUAUAAACAUUUUAAAACUCACUUGAAGGCGAGCUUGAAGGGAAGUGAAAAAAAUAUAACUUCAGACUUUGCACACCGUACAAAACAACCUUUGAUAAAUAGCUUUUUAGCAAACUCACACCUACAAAAUAAUUCCCAAAAUCCAGAUCAAAAUAGUGGUUGUUUUAUAAUUUCAACGCCGCCAAAAAGAAACACACCAUCCUCAAUUUCACCAUCAAUGUCUUCGGGUGGAAUAAUUAUUUUACAGGAUAUUGAAAUUCCACGACAAACAUGUUUUAAUGACACAGUAACUUUACCAUCCAAUUUAGCCUCGAGUUUACCAUUCCAUACGGACAACGAAAACAACCAAAAUCUGGACGUAGGCUCUCUGCCAAAUUUUGGGAAUUGCAGGAACGUUAAUGAGGUUCAAACUUCCUGCAAAGUUUUAGUUGAACCUCCUAAAAGUAAAUGGAAAGACAUAAAAUAUUCCAGAAAUUAUCGGAAAAAACGACUAAGAAACCGACUAAGUAAAUCUGAUAAAUGUCAAAGAAAUAUACUUCACAGUUUUCGUAUUGAUCGCACGAUUGAACAAGUGGAAAAGAAAAUGAUGUACGUUAUGUCAGAAAACACUAAGUUAAAAGAUUUAUUAAAAAACGCAGUACUACAAUCCACAGGUGGAAUAUUAAACCCUGCAACUAAAGGAGAAAUGAAAGCGUUAUUAAAUGCAAUUUCCUUAAGCUUAAAAAACAAUAGUCUAAAAAAAUACAAAAAUACUUUUCGAUAUGACACACAAUUAAAAAAGUUUUCUUCCUUUUUAUUCAUUGUAGGGGGAAGACUGCUUUAUGAGACCAUAAGUGCUAAUAUGCCAAAAGCGUUACCGUCUUUACGUACGAUACAACGCUUUACUCAAGAUCAAUGUACUAUAAAGGAAGGCGAACUUCAAUUUGCACAGUUAAAAGAAUUUCUACAUUCAAGAAAUUUGCCAUUGAAAGUGUGGGUUAGUGAAGACCAAACCUCAAUAGUACCCAAAAUUAAAUUUAAUUCAAGAUUGAACCAAAUUGUUGGCUUUGCCCCCCCUCUUGACCAAAAUGGUAUGCCGCUAGUAGACCAUUUUCCUUUCAACACAUUACAUGAUGUGUAUGAAUACGAAAAUAAAUAUGACCGAUCCAGUUAUAUCAACGUAAUAGUAGCACAACCACUUGUUAAUGGAGCACCUUCAUUUUGUCUGUGUGUAUACGGUACCAACAACAAAUUUACUGCUGAACAUGUCCAGAAAAGAUGGAAUCAUAUUCAAAGAACAGCAGAAAAUUAUGAAAUAGAGGUAAUAGGGUUUUCUACAGACGGGGAUACGAGGAUGAUGAAAACAAUGAACAUAAAAAUGGGCCUCGGAAUGCAUGCAACAAAUAACUCCAAUGCUUGGUCCAAUACACUUGUCGGAAGCUCUUAUUUUUAUGCGAAGGAGUUGCAUAACAAUCCCAUUAUGGUGCAAGACGCUGUACAUAGGUACAAAGCUUCGAACUCGUUUGUUAAAAACCAAUAUUUUUUUGCCAUUUGGAAAACAUGUUAUUACAAUUGACCAUCUACAAACAUUAAUAGAAAACGUGCCAAAGGAUCAACAUUGUCUAUUUCAAUAUCAUUUAAAUGGACAGGAUAAGAUGAAUUUCGAGAGUGUUGAAAAAUUACCCACCCGAGGAUAAAUUUGCUAUUAAAAAGAAAUGUGCCUGAUAGUGGCGCCACCGCCCUAUUUCUUCUAGUCAUGAAAAAAAUUCUUGACGCCCAUUUGGAUAAAAGUAUCAGUAUUGAUCAAAGAUUGUAUAACCUAUGGUACGCCACCUUUUACUUUCGAAUAUGGCGAUAUUGGUUAAAAAUGAAUAAAUAUUCUAUUACCGAAAACUUUGUAACACUAAACGCAUACACAUGUGUUGAACUUAAUGCACACGGGUUUAUUCAAUUUGUAAAAAGAGCUCGAAAUGAUGCAGGAAACAAAACAUCCGAAACAAUAUUUCUUCCAUGGCUUGCAAGCAGUCAGCCAUCUGAAAAAAUGUUUAGAUCUUUAAGGUCAAUGACGAGUACUUUUUCUACUAUUGUAAACUUUAACAUACUAGAAGUAAUGGGGCGAAUACAUAGACUACAGUUGUUAAACAACAUUACUAAAGAAUUAGAGCCAACAUAUAAGUUUCCUCGCGAAGCUCAUAAAAAAAUGGGUCAUGAUGAAAUCAUAUCCCUAAAAUUCCCUUCUGAUCAAGAGAUAGAACAAACAGUUAUGCAAGCAAAAGAAGAUGUCGUCAGGGAUGUUCGUGAAUUCGAUAUAAAGUUUGUGAACGAUGCCUGGAUGCAACCUAUUUUAAGGGUCUCGGUGAAUCAGGAUGAAUUGAUGGAUGAAAAUGAAAUUCAUGAAGAUAUACAUGAAAACAGCACUAACGCCGAAAGGGAAAUGGAAGAUGAAGACCUUGUACAGGAAGAUAAAAAUUUGUUAAAGGAUAUUGAUAUGGUACAUUUAAAGAGUCAUUUGUUGGAAAAAACAGGAAAAUCAACUUUACGAGUAAAAUUGCAUUCUGGCAGAGAAGUUGUAGUUAAAAAAUCGUCAAUACUUUGGCUACUUACUGGAGAUAAAAAUAAAUUAAGUUCUGACAGAACCCUCAGAGUCAGAAGUUUAGACGAUAAACAUCGAGUAGAUACACAUGUAACAACUAAACGUGCAGAACAGCUAAACCUCGAGCUAAACCUUUUUUCAGAACGCUAUUACGCUGUAUACUACGACGAAGAUUGGUUUCUGGGCAAAGUCACUAAUAUAAGCCAAGAGUGUGACCGAGAGUGUGACGAACAAAUUGUAAGCAUGAAGUUUUUAAGAAAGUCACUGGACACCUUUGUAUGGCCCAAAAAAGAUGACACGGAUAAUAUUUCUUCAAAAUUUAUUCUGUGUGGUCCAGUAAACUUAAUUGGAAGUCAUCCAUUCAAAAUUGCAAAAGAAGAUAGAAACAAAAUUGUAAAACUGUAUAAAAAUUUUAAAAGACAUUAAUUACGUACUAAAAUUACAAAAUAUUAUGUUAUAAUGGAUGACAAUUAUCCAAUAUCUAUUAGUUGUACUCGAAAUGUGACGCAUUUAAUAUUACUUCAGUUAUAUUUUUGUUAAA